Messenger RNA from Carassius gibelio (silver crucian carp), 838 nucleotides. RefSeq names its product polymerase (RNA) III (DNA directed) polypeptide G (gene polr3g). NCBI's taxonomy places the organism in Eukaryota, Metazoa, Chordata, Actinopteri, Cypriniformes, Cyprinidae. The record is from RefSeq and is a predicted model, not a curated record. Bases 76 to 720 code for a protein of 214 amino acids. Gene Ontology annotation, biological process: transcription by RNA polymerase III. Gene Ontology annotation, cellular component: RNA polymerase III complex. The transcript is spliced from 8 exons.
GGCAGGUACUCAUUUUAUAUUAGUUCAAAGGCCGUGAUAGCACAAGGAAAUAUAAGGAAUAUCUGACUGGCCAAAAUGGCUGGAAAAGGCAGAGGAAUAGCAGCAUUCACUUUCAACAUCGAGGCCCUGGGUCUCUCCAGAGGGUCCAUGCCAGAAACCCAAAGAGGGCCAACUCCACUCUUCCCACAAAUUGAAUAUAAACCAGUGCCUUUGAAAGCUGGAGAGGAUGAAGAUUAUAUGAGAGCUUUGAAACAAGAGAUGAGAGGACGAAUGAAAGAUCUCCCAUUUAACAUAAAACCCCAUGCAGGAAAGGGAGAUGUGGAGAGGUAUAAGGAGAAAUACACAAGAGAAAUUAAAAGAAUUGAAGAUGAUAACUGGACACCAGAUUGGAACCGUCUUCCAAAGGAGCUGAAGCCACAAAAGAAGAUUAUUAAAAAGAAAAGAGAUACUACGAAAAAUGCAAAGAUCUCAAGUAAGGACAAGGUGGAAGUGUUGAAUAAACUUGAUGAACUUGAAAAGAAGGGAGACGUAAAAUCAGAUGAGGAGGAUGAAGCAGAGGGAGGGAAGAAGGAAGAUGGGGAAGAAGGGGAAGAAGAAGAAAUUGAAGCAGAAUAUGAUGAAGAGCUUGAAGAGGAAAAUGACUACAUAGCAAGCUACUUUGAAGAUGGUGAUGAUUACGGGGGAGGAAGUGAUGACAACAUGGAUGAAGCCACUUACUAGCAAAAAAAUUAAUAAAUAAAUACCCUCAAUUAAAAAAAAAAAACAUUAAAUCAUAGCAUGCAGAAGAAUUAUGUAUUAAUAGGUAUGUACUAUAUAAAGGCACUAGAUUUAAUUGAUA